AUGUAAAAAAUUAUUGUUCCUCUUUUAACCUUGAAUAAUGGCAACAAAAUUCCAUAGGUAGGUUAUGGUACUUACCAAUCUAAGGGUAAUGAAUUAGUGGAUGGAAUCAAAUAUGCCUUAUAAGCGUAAUAAUAUUUAUGAUUAUUACUCUUAGCGGGUACACCCAUAUAGAUUCUGCCUCUUGUUAUAGAAAUGGCAAGGAUAUUAGAGUUCCUAGGAGAGAAGACAUUUUCAUCACUUCUAAGAUCGCCCCAUAAGAACAAGGAUAUGAGAAUACCAUUAAUGCCUGCAAGAAAAUCCUCUAAGAUUUGGAUACAACAUACCUUGAUUUAUUGCUAAUUCAUUGGCCAGGUUCUGCAGGUAAUAAACCUAAUAGUCCUGAAAAUGCCACUGUGAGACUUUAGACCUAUAAAGCUUUAGAGUAAUUAUUUUAAGAAGGAAAAAUUAAAAAUAUUGGAGUCAGCAAUUUUCUAAAACAUCAUCUUGAACAUCUUCUGUAACAUUGUAAAAUCAAACCUGUUAUCAACUAAAUUGAAGUACAUCCCUUGUGUUGGGAUUAAGCUACUGUGUAAUUUUGUCAAUAACAAAGUAAUAAUUAGUAAUUAAUAAUUAGGCAUCUUAAUUGAAGCAUACUCUCCUAUUGCUAGAAAUGAUCCCAAAUUGAUCUAGAACUAAAUAAUGAUUGAACUUUCAAAGAAAUACAAUAAAACUGUUGCUUAAGUAAGUCUAAGGUGGGCUGUACAAAAGGGAUUUAUUAUAUUACCAAAAUCAAAGACUCCAAAAUACAUCAAAGAAAAUAUUGAGAUUUUUGAUUUCGAAAUUUCUUAAAAUGACAUGAAUACUAUUGAUACUCUUAAUCAAAAUUAUCACACAUGUUGGGAUCCUAGCACAGUCAUUUAUUGA
Messenger RNA from Paramecium octaurelia, 903 nucleotides. The record is from the annotation of a GenBank genome assembly. Lineage: Eukaryota; Ciliophora; Oligohymenophorea; Peniculida; Parameciidae.